This is a messenger RNA of Olea europaea var. sylvestris, 1391 nucleotides long. RefSeq lists its product as uncharacterized. NCBI's taxonomy places the organism in Eukaryota, Viridiplantae, Streptophyta, Magnoliopsida, Lamiales, Oleaceae. Gene Ontology annotation, cellular component: membrane. The transcript is spliced from 6 exons. Bases 591 to 1343 code for a protein of 250 amino acids. Gene Ontology annotation, molecular function: glycosyltransferase activity. The record is from RefSeq and is a predicted model, not a curated record.
ACAAAAAGGUGGUUUGAUCGCCUGCGACACACGCAAUGCACCACUUCAACUCACCACUUAUAAAAUCUCAUUCUUCAAGCUAAGUCUGUUAAUAUAGUCACACUAUACCACGCCCCAACCCAUACCCCUUCUAUGUUCUGCUCCAUUUCAUAAUUCAGGAAUUUUCGCUAGAUUCUUUGAGAAAAGCGAAAAUUCACGAUCUUAUCGUAUUGUAAUUUGUGUUGCUUUUGCUUUAUUUUAUAAUGAUUUGAGGGAAUUUCAGACAAAUGCAGUUCAUUUUAGUUUAGAAGACUGACCUGUGUUUGGAUCUGGUGUUGUUAUCGCCAGAUUACAUACUAAAGAGUAAAAACAGAGAUUAUAGGGACUGGAUGGAAAAUUCAUACAGUAUCGUCAAUGAAAAUGAAAGCUUGAGAGCUCGAGUGCGAUGAGCAUUUAGAGAGGAAUUGACUUCGUUUUUCCACUUCUUUUGAUCUUUUUGAGUUUUGUUCACUUCUGAAUAAUUAAAUUUGCUGGUUGGAAAAAUUUUGAAAUACUGAAGAAGCCCUUAGUCGUCCAAAUGUUUGCUAUACAAUUUGAGUGAAGCAGAGUAAAUGAAGCGGAGGUCGAUUUCGCAGAAAUUUCAUCAGAGAUGGAAAACGAAGCUUUUUGCUGUGAUUUUACUUGUAUUUUGUUUUGUGACUUUAGGGUUAAUGGAAUCGCUAUACAGCAGGAUCAAGGUAUUAGCGUUAAUUUCCCCGCCUUUGGUUCAGAAGCCGAAAAUGGCGUUUCUAUUUAUAGCACGAAAUAGACUUCCACUUGAGAUGGUUUGGGAUGCAUUCUUCCGGGGUGAUAAAGGGAAUAGGUUUUCCAUCUUUGUUCACUCAAGACCCGGUUUUCUGCUUACUAAGGCGACUACAAGAUCAAGUUAUUUUUUGAAUCGCCAGAUUAAUGAUAGUGUGCAGGUAGACUGGGGAGAAGCAAGUAUGAUCCUGGCAGAACGCAUGUUGCUUGAAAAUGCAUUGAUGGAUCCAUUUAAUGAGCGGUUUAUUUUUCUUUCAGACAGCUGUAUACCUUUAUACAACUUCAGCUACACAUACGAUUACAUAAUGUCUGCCUCAACUAGUUUUGUGGACAGUUUUGCUGACACUAAGGAAGGUCGUUACAAUCCAAAAAUGCAUCCGGUGAUUCCAGUUCAGAACUGGAGGAAAGGAUCUCAGUGGGCAGUUCUCACGAGAAAGCAUGCAGAGAUUGUUGUGAAAGAUGACACUGUAUUCCCUAUGUUUCAAUCCCAUUGCAAGGCAAGUCUUCUAAUCAUUUUGUUGAGCAGUGUUAGUUUUGUUGCAAGAUAUCAGUUUCUGCAAUGAGCCGUUUGUUGAUGGGUACUUCCCUAUGAUGUAAUUUCAUUAGGAAGA